Colletotrichum scovillei is the source of this 2965-nucleotide messenger RNA. RefSeq lists its product as uncharacterized. Lineage: Eukaryota; Fungi; Ascomycota; Sordariomycetes; Glomerellales; Glomerellaceae. The record is from RefSeq and is a predicted model, not a curated record. The transcript has a single exon. The coding region runs from base 1235 to 2734 and encodes 499 amino acids.
CCUCAGUCCUUUGCCUAUCGAAAGGAGAAAAUCAAGGCUAUUUGCUUUUUUCCUUCUCCGUCACUCGCCGUCAUAACGUCGGCGCCCCCUGCAGCGCCGGCCUCGUGGGAACAGACACACCUUUUUUCUCUGUGUCUGCGUCAAACCUGGGGUCUUCCCCGUUUCUUCGACAUCUGCACAUACCACCGAUACAUUGUACCGGCUAUAUGCAGCUUCACGACUCUUGGGCCGCACUCUUUGUCUCCCUCGCACGCUUGCAUCAACGCUGACGGACACUUGCUGUCUGAUAUCCAUCCCUACGGAGUACCUUACCCAACUACGGAUACUCACGCACAAAUCGAAACGAAACGACGUUUACCUAUCUGUACGCCCAUGCUGACUCGGAGGCUCGUCCAUCCACUCUUACUAUCACAUUUCCCUUGACCGGUAUCCAUCACUGGACCGGGCACCCUAAUAUCUCCGCUUUUUUAUGCCUGUACUAUACUUCGUACAGAGCGACCCCGACACUUUUGCAUAGUCACAACAUUGGAGGACGCAGUCCGAAUAUCAAUAGGUAUUAUAAAGCCUUGGAUCGGGAUAAUCGCGACUAGCCUCUCAGCCACAAGCGCAGUCGUGUACUCUCACCUGCGACUUUGACAGCUUCGACGGCUUACAGCAUCCCGCGCCGCCGACGCCUUCCAAGCCGAACGCUCUCGUCACUUUAUUCACGAUCUGCGGCUGGUUGCGCACCUUUACUUUCUGUGCGACCAUCCCUGUGCGACCUCACUAUACUGCAAGUCUGCAAGGACCGGGCACCCAAGGGCCGUCUUCAUCGAUUCCAACAAGAGGUUCAUGCGAGUUGUGCUUGACCGUCCGUCGCCUGUCAACUUUCCCUAGUCCGACCGACGCUCUUCAUUCUCGCUUGCAGGGGGACCUGGCAUCUCAUCACGCCAAAAAGUCUCGCAGACUCGCACUCCCCUUUGUUCCAGCUCGAUCCAUCCCUACCGAGCGGGCGACCACCACCAGCCGACCGCCCUAAAGUUCCAACGCUCUUCCCUCGAAGAAGUCCGUCUUAACUCUAGGUUGCUCCUAGCUCGCGACGUCCGCCCCUCCCCUUCCGUUGUUUGUGGCCCGAGUCGAUCCAUUUACGUUCCUGGUCUGGCUGCCAACCCAAGCCCGCGAUACCCCCGGCCGUACAGCUAGACUCAAGCUGGGAGACACAUAUUGCCCGUCCCACACGAAACAUUAACUUAUCAUGCUAAGCCGUCACGCCGCCGCCUCCACACCCGACUCCCCGAUGUCUUUCCCACGCCCAACCAAGUCCUCUGGAAUGGACAAGACUCAAACUCUACGCCGUGCACAUGGGCCUGAGAGCGUUGAUCCAGAAGACGAUCCUGCUUCCCCAAGCGCUACCCCCGGUGCUGCCUUAAACACCAACCCGCCUGUCCAGCCCGAGCCGUGUCGCAUUAGCUCGUCUGGAGCCGAUCGAAGCUUUCCUCGACUACACUCUGGUCACCAGAGACAGCACUCAGUUCCAAACUUCCCUUCUACCAGCAAAUCCGUCCCACAAGUCACCUUCUCGUCAUCCCUUGAGCGAGGGUCUGGCCGCCCCUUGUCGGUCAAUAUGCCUCUCACGGGAGACAGCAGGAAGCCUUCAGAUGCCACUCGAGGAGGCAUACUGAGCGGCUGGCUAGGUGGAUCUCCCAACAAUACAGAGGAAGCCAAGACGAACGACGAUACGAUAGAGGGGACGCCUACAAACAGGCUACGCAGAAGACAAACCGGUUCAACGGAGACAACACCCAAAGGAGUUUCGCCAAGUACAUCACGGUUCGCCUUCUUCAGCUCGCCCUUCUCCAAGAACACCCCGACACAAGUCAGCCCACAGCAGGAUGAAGAGUUAUUAUCUAUGAACAUCCAGGAAGCGCUCUUCCCUCCUACAUCUCCGACUCACAGAGACGCUUUCUCGCCUGCAGCCUUCAAAAACCUAGAGGCUACAGCCGUUGGUCUAUUAACAAAGUUCCAAACCGCCUAUCAAAGACAAAAUGCCGCCUUGAUAGAACUACGAGUCGAAAAGGACGCUCAAAACGAGGAAAACGAUGAGGCGGACACACGGAUCCAACACCUUAAGGUCCAGCUAGAAAAUAUGGCAAGCAAGGUGGCCGAGCAGGAACAGUCGAUGCAACAGCUUAUGACUGAACUAAACGCGGAGAAGAAGGCCAGGCAAGAGGAGCGGGCGAUGCGUGAAAGGAAUCGUCCCAUUUCCGAGGGGUCAUCAAUAUCCGAAGAUCUCGGCGCCGAAGAGGAUCAGGCCAGGAGGAAGUGGAGAAAGAGCGCGGGAUUUGACACAGAUGAGGAGAGCGUCGAGGACGCCAGCGUUUUCUCGAGGUCACGAAGUCCUACCACCGCCGCACCCAGCGUGUUCGAGGGCAGCAUAUCGGAGGCAUCAGCAACCCCAUCAAAGUCCAAUUCACUCGGCCCUCCGAGAACCUCACGACCGCCGCCGACAUCGAAACCGUCACCACAGCAGGCGAGCGUCUUCCAGAAACUUAUGAGAGGGGUUACAGGCGAUACUGCGAAAGAGGAGGGAGGCGCGGCAUCGUGUUCGAACUGCCGCGGGCAGGACCAGCGGGCCGCGUGGGAUACGGUCAGUCUACUGAAAGACGAGAACCGUGGAUUGAAGCAUCGUGUUGAGGAGCUGGAGUCGUGUGUCGACAGUGCUUUGGACGUCGUCAACGGGCUUAGACUUGACUGACUGUGUCGUCAUGUGUGAUCUGCAUACCCCCAACCGCGCGAGCUAUCCUCCGCGGCAUGACAGGCGUUUCCUGAGGUUCUUUUCAUUUUUUCCCGAGUUAGGAGUUUCUUCGGACAUGAUGGGACAAACCGAUACCAAUAAGCUGGCAUUGUUGAAAUCUUUGAGAGCGGACAUGGGAGCAUAUACCUCGUCACUGGUAGAUGAUUUGGUAGAGAAUGAAAGAAAUCUGUC